Pocillopora meandrina is the source of this 11099-nucleotide messenger RNA. The record is from the annotation of a GenBank genome assembly. Lineage: Eukaryota; Metazoa; Cnidaria; Anthozoa; Scleractinia; Pocilloporidae.
GUUGUUUAUUUCAAAUAUGGCCACUGUGCACCGUCGUCAUCAGCUUCCAUAUUGAUUUUGGUUGAGUUAGGAAAUAAUGAAGAACAUACCAGGGUCAUUUACCUUAACAUAACAUUUCAAAAUGCCUAGGAGAAGAAAUCAAAGUCCAGAUGCCCCAUCCUCAGGGAAAGAUUCGACAGAGAAAGUACCGAAAGAUAACGACGUUCAGCUGAGAUGGCGAGAGAACACGCUUUUCGAACUGCAGAAUAUGUUUUCCGGUUCAAUAGAUCCUGGAGUUGUUCAGCUGGUACUUUCAGAGAGUGAUUAUAAUGGUUGGUAUUUGUUUGUGCCGUUAAUAUUUUACAACCACGUAAACUUACAGAGUGAUUUCGCUUUCUAACGUUUCGUUCAGCGAGCAAGGCUCGGAUAUCGUAGUUGGCAAUAAUACUUGUCUAUUAUUCGAUCCAGUCCGUUUCAAUCGACAAUUCCAGUUCUAUUUCAUCUUUUGGGAAAUUUUCUGAAUGCAAAAUUACAGGAUGAAUGGAAAGAGAGAUUUUCACUGCAGAAUUUUGUCGAGAAGGGUGUGAGGGGUUCUUGAUACAAGGAAACGUGACGCUCAGGUACAGCUUUUCAGGGGCUUUGCCCUGCAGGAAAGCGAGGAGAGUCGCUUAUCUUGAAGGGAAAUCGAAUUGCCUUGAUGAUAGGACAGGAUCUUUUAAAAGCUCUUUAGUAUAAAAUCGCAACAAUCAUGUAGGUAAGCACAUCUAGUUUGAGUUAAAAUUAAAUACUGUUUUUGUAGUAAAUGAUGCUGUGGAGAAGCUUUUUGUCCUAAGUGGAAUAGAGCAAGGACAGACAGAAAGCCAAGCAAUUCCAGACAGUCGCCCUUCUAAAUCAUCAUUGGAAAAUCAGAAACCUAAUUAUCAACAUGGUAUAUCAAAUGCUGGUCGGGUAGCCCAUAAAGUUGACUCCCAGUUUAAUGGAAUUCAGGCUGGAGCUUCUUCUGACAAUUCCAGUUCGUCAGUUAUUAAAAGCAGUUUUACACAGACAUCAAAAGGAAAAAUAGCACUUUUAUCACAAUAUAGCACAAGUGAUGGUCAUCAUCAAGGAGAAGUUUCAAGGUCUUUGCCACAUUAUAAGCCAACAUCAGGUGUGUCAUAUGGUGCAGAUAGAACAGUGUCACCUGAAGGAGUGUUGCUUCAUGUAGGGACUGACAAUACAAGCUCUGUUACAUCAUCAGGCUUACCAGAUUUUCCUGAUUAUGUUGCCCUGCAAUUUAACACUUUAACAAACCAGGCAAAUACUCCCUAUGCUGAGCUGUUGUCUUCUCAAAAACCUACAAUUCACCAAAGAGAUAUGCAAAGUGAAGAUUUAGAACCACCGGCUGGUCCUGACCAUUAUGAACAUAGUAAACCAAAAACUAUUAACCUACCUAUCCAUGAUCAGGAACUUAAAGGAAACUUAGAGUCAUAUAGCAAACAAGUAAUAUCUGGAAGCAGUAGCACAGAGCAAACAAAAAAAAUACCUCUGGGUUGCAGUGAAAAGAAACCAUUAGAUUUUGAAUUCAGCAAAAAAGAACAACAGGUUGAAAGCUCAUCUGCAACAGAUAGAAGUGACAACACCAAUCCUCGAGUGUCAUGCAAUGAAGGUCAGAGGACUUCAAAUGAUCCCAACUGUAACUAUAACUAUUUAAAUUUCUAUCAAAACACCUCAAAGACAUCUCUGAAGCAUAAUGAUGAUACACCUCAGUUGCAACACAGAACAAAUACUGUCCAACAACUACAACUUCAUCACAAUGAAAACAGUAAGUCAAAAGAAACAAUGUCUCAACCACCAGCCAUUCAAAGACAAAUUUACCCAUAUCUACGACCUCAAGGGUUCAGUCAAACAUCAAAUGUCUCUCAACAAAGAUUUCCCAUUAUGCCAGUAGUACCAGCUGUAUGGCAUCCAGGCCUACUGACUCAAAGAUUUCCAGGACAUGUUCCAACCCAAUACCUUCAAGGGCCACUCUCAACAAAUCCUUGCUUUUCAUUUGGAGGUUUGUUAUAUCUGAUAGAAACAAGCUCUUACAUGGUAGUUGUCAGUUUUAUGAAGAAAAUUAGUUCCUAUGACAUAAUUAUUAUUUUAUAUUAUGUAUGGUCCUUGUACAUUAUUGAAUUCCAUUUUAAGGCUAAAAUAUGGAAAUCAUUCAAAGCCUUCAAUCUGAAACUUGCAAAUCAAGGGACAGUCAAACAGUUGUGAUAUGUGGGGUCAUGCCACAUGAUGUGAGCUUUCUUCUCUAGCAGAAGUGUUGUUUGAACAUACAUAAAAAAUUGGUUGGAUGUUUUGUUUUAUGUCCAAAUGGCUGAUUUGUUGAAGGGUGAAUUACAAGUUGACAUUUCUUUUGGUUAGUGUUGGUGGCUAUAUCAUGUUCAAUAUGUUUGGAGUGAUCGUACUUUUUUCUGAAAUGAUUUUGAUCUUCACCUCUGGUGUAUAAUGUGAGAUCACAGAAAGAAGCAAAUUCAUUUUCAAGUUUUGGAAAUUCUUCUAAACACUGAGGUACUUAAAUCAACCUGUUCAUUUUUUUCAGCACCCUGCAUGGCUGCUGUAACAAGACCAGUCAGACAUGGGUGUGGUGUAAGGGGCUCAAUGUCACCACCAACUAAGCAGAAAGUGCUCAUCCUUAUGAGAGGAUUACCAGGAAGCGGAAAGACCUUCCUUGCACAGUUAGUAUUGAAAAUAAAAACCCCAAAGAGUUCCUUGAGGCCAUCCUUGUAAAACUUAUUUUGUGAUUUUAAAAUAUAUUCUUAGAAUUAAACAAGUAUAUUUACUUGUAUCAGGAAUAUUUAUACAUGUAAGCAUAAAGAGAUGAUAAAGGAUACAUUUGCCAUGAUUACAAAAUCUUAUGAAGUUUGUUUUUCUUGCAGAAAGCUCAAAGGCCGUGAUGGUGUUGUGCUCUCAACAGAUGACUACUUUUAUAGAAAUCAGCGGUAGUUAACUUGACAAGCUACUGAAACAUUAGGAAAACAAUUGAAAAAUAAUCUUUAGACAGUGUAACUCACUUUAAUCUUGCACUGCCUCUCUUUCUCCAGAAAUAAAGCUAAGAGUCCAAAAGAUGACUUGGUUUGUUUCAUGAGAUGAGUUUUUUAGUUGUCAUGGUUCACGUUAGUGGGAAGCAAACAUACAUAUAAAUGAACAUGAAUGGCAAAAAAAUUUGACACAUGUUUGGAACAUUGUAGACUGCUUUUAUUAUUUCAUAAUACUUUUCCUCACCCCAGUUGAUACUGAGUUUAAAAAAAGACAGAUAUGGUAACUGGCUUACUAAGGUGUGAGAGAUGAUAAUGGCUUUCAUGGAAAGAAAAUAAUGAGCCACAUGAUAACAUUACAACAAUCACUCUAUAUUAUUGUUGUUAGGUGCCACUGUUCUUUUAACAGAAAAAAUGAGCAUGUUUCAUGAUAUUUUUGAUUAAUACAAGUGGUACUUAGAACUUUGAUUGAUUUAUUUCCACUUUAUUAUGGUCUCAUAGUUCAAGUGGGAGGGUUUUUAUUUCUAACCCUUACACUUGUCCCUUUUUAGAUAUAAAUUUGAUGCUAGCUCCCUUGGAGAGGCACAUGAGUGGAAUCAAUCCAGAGGUAUUUCCCACAAAAAUAUUUUUUGAUGAAAUAGAAAAUGAUUGUACUGCAUCUGUUUAGUAAACCCUGCUCCCACUUUUGCAGUAUCAAUAUAUUGUGUGUCAUGCAAACCCCUCAUGACUCAAAGUAAUUCAAACUUCUUUUUCUUGCUGUGUAUGGAAGCAUAGUACUUCUGUUGGGGCUAUCAAAAUUUCACCACACAGUUGUUACCUCAAGGCAAAGACAACUUUAUGAACUUCUACAUUUGGAUAUGCAUGGAAAAUCAAAGAUGAAGCUGUUAAUUGGACCAUUGAACUUGUGAAAUAGUUUUUCGAGCAGUAAAUGUGAAGAUCAGACAUGGUUUGAUGCUACUCUAAUCAACAUUACCACCAGCACCCACAUUCCUCUAAAUAGUGAUCAUGGUGGCUUACUAUCUGAUUUACAUCCCUUCAGAAAAAAAAUGCAGCAAACUAGUGAGAAUAUAAAAGGACCUCUUGUUGCACCAAUUAGAUCACCCCUGAUGAAAGCACUUGACAGGAGUGUCGAAACGUUGGGUCUAUGAAUUGUAACUUCUCAGUUACAUUGAUUAGAUUUCUUAACCCAGCAGAGUAGCAUCAAACCAUGUCUGAUUGUCCACUUGGUUGCCUUGUGAACUUUAAGUGUGAAGAUCUCAACAUUAAUAACAAUAGGUAAUUUCGAGCGUUAGCCCUUCGUCAGAGCAAUCAAAUUACUCUAACGAAGGGCUUAGGCUAGAACCGUCGGCUUUUAAACUCUUUACGGUGGUCUAUAUACGUUUUCAACUCAGCUGUUACCACUAAAUUACCUGCUAUACUCUCCCACUGACGCAGCACCACAGUUUCUUUAGAAACUUACCCCCUUUAUUAAUAAUAAUAACUUUCUUCCUGCAGCUAAAACUGCUAUGGAGUCACAACAAUCCCCACUGAUCAUUGACAACACCAAUACACAGUCGUGGGAGAUGAAACCUUAUAUUUCUAUGGUAGGUAUUGUCUUGUUCUGUUUGUAGACCCUGUCAUGGCAUCUAUGCCUAAAGAUGUUGUAAUAAGUAUUUAAAAGUUCAAUACUUUGAUUUCCAGGUUUAAAAUUUGAUUUAUUCUCUCUUGACUCUCUCGUAGGCAGUUAAGUAUGGCUACCACAUCAAAAUUGUUGAACCUAACACUCCAUGGAAAUGGGAUGUGAAAGAACUGGUCAGGUGGGUGGAAAUAUCAUCGCUUUUCUGGUUUGUUAACAUUGUACUUUUAGUUUAGUUGAGGACUGCAUACUGCUAUCUCACAGUAACUCUCUCCAGGCUCUUUCCUUCAAGGGCCAGAAAUUGGACCAACCUUACGAAAUAUUGGCUGAGUAGAAAUGGUGUCCAGUCAGUGUAAAAAGACUGAAUUACUUUUACAAAGUUCACUUCUACAAUAUCCGGCAGCUGUUUGAUAAGGUCUGCUCCUGUAAAAAAAAAAUGAUUAUACUCUAAUUUUUUCCCUUAAGACGGAACCAACAUGGAGUGACUUAUGCGGCGAUUACAAGAAUGAAAGAACGUUAUGAACAUAACCUCUCUGUGGAAACCUUAAAGAAAUCUGAGAGACAUACUGACGCAAGGAAGACUGAGGACGAACUUGAGACUAAAAAGGUAAUUGAUAUAAAAAGCUACAGCGGUGGCCCCAGGGCACAAACUUCCUCUAUACAAACAGGUUCUGCUGACUUGAUUACGAGUCCAACGAAGGGCUGUAGAGUCUCCUCAGGUAAAAGAACUGCUUCAAAACAGGAAGAGAGCGGAAAUAUAAGCUCUCCCAAGGUCACAGAAUGCGCAAACACAUCCUCAGUAGGUGAUGGGAUUCAUGGGCAUACGGGGUUAAGCACGAGAGGGUUCGAUCGGCCUGAGGAAACUGAUUGCAAAUCAAAAACUGGAGGGAGUAAAAAAAGUGAAUGUAAUUCUAAAAUUCGUGGGAUUGAUAACAGUGAAUUUGGAGAAGGAGCACAUGCUUUAAUUUCAAGUUUUAGUCCUAAGCCACAACGAGCCCCAAGGAUGAGAAUUAAGAGGUCGCCAAAUACUCAACAGUCUGUCACCGCAAAGUUGUCGUCACUUGAUUAUAAAGGUGACAAAAGCGAUAAACUCCGUGGGACCUUUACGUCACAUGAAAAUCACGAGAUAAUCCGCGAGAUUGAAAAGUCUAGAGAGGGGAUUUCACCCAAAAAACUCAGUGCGGUAUCAUGUGUUGAAAAGUUAUCAGCACUCGCAUCCUUGGCUUACACUCGAACGUCUCCUCCACCUGACCAUUUAGAUGGAACUCUUGAAAAAAGCCGGCCUGGCGUAGAAACGGUGGAAGAGUCACGGUCAUCACCCUCCCCUUUCUUAGACAGUUCGUUUAUUAGUCAAACUUCUCCUGAAGAAAAUGGGCAUCAUUUUCAGUGUGUUGACGAAGAACAAGAAAACGAUGAACGCGCUUGCGAGACGUGCACAGGAGAAGCUAGUAAGGAAGUGCAUAUUACAUCAAAGGUCAAUUGUGACGAAUAUCUUGAAAGUGGUAAGUCUCUGCCUCUCAAAAAUAUCCUUGACGGUGAUGCGAUUCUCAGAGGUGAAAAUGACGCGCAUAUUGGAGAACCCUCGGAGAGCAAAUAUUUCCCUACACCACCACCCCUGUCGGAAAUUCUGGCCUCGGCCUCGAGAACGAGGUCGAAAAGUCGUUCAAAAUCUACAAGCGAGCCACUGCAGCUUGUUACAGAUAACGCGAACUCGCUGCAGGAAAAUGGUAAUCAUCUGUAUUCUGAACCAAAUCUUACAGAAAAGGCGUUGGAACAUGAGGUUUGUGAUGGAAAUCGGGAUCCAAAAGACAGAACAUUCGAUGAAGAUGUUUCAACUAGUAAACAGAGCCAGUCUAACCUACCUUACUUGCCAAAUCCACUACAGCCGAGCUCAUCUGAGAACUCACAGAAUCAGCGGCAUGCUGGGCUGGAGUUUUUGAAAACAUGUUUCCCGGAUGUGGACUGUGAUUUAAUGAAUGCAAUUUUGACCGCGAAGGGUGGUGAUCUAACGAAAGUGGUUGACGAAUUACUCAUACGUUCUAAAGCUCCCUCGGCUGAGUUAUCGACAUUUCCAGCAGAUUCACUUUACUUUGCCUCGCAGCAAGAAAUCUUUGACUCUCCGAGCCGUGUGGUUCAGAAAUCUUCGAGUCCAACCGAAGAAACAGUAAAUGCCGCUAGUGCACCUCAAACACAAAUCAAUGUUGGCGGUGAAAACAACAAACUCCCUGGUGAACUGUCCUCACAAAUGUAUUCAGCACCAAAGGUAUCAUCUCAAGCCCAGUCUCCGCGUUCAAACACAACUUUUCAGCUGACCCUUGAGCCUGCAGUUGCCUUGCACCUGAUUGAGCUGUUUGGUCCGUUUGCUGGAGUUGACUUUCAAGGUCUGUGGCAAGACUACUUUUCAAUCUUAUUAUUAUUAUUUUUUAAUUUCUAUCCUUUAGGGAGAUAUCUCUUCGUUGUGUUUAGUAGAGUAGCAUCGUGUUGUAUCGAGGAAACAGUACAUUGGAAGACUUUGAAAGAAGUCUAAAGUGAGUAGUUGGAAAGGAGACUUAAAACACUUGACAUUUUUGUAAAUGAGUUGAAAAGAGACUCAAAGCUACCUUGAGCUGUUGAAUAGUUUGCUUCAGUAUUUUGCUUAGUUUUGAUUCUGUUCCUAUGUCUUCGUUACCGAUAUGGAAUCUGCAGUAUCGGUUACGAAUACUUUCACCCCAAAGAAAAGAGCUUAAUUCAGCUAUUGUAAAUGUAAAAGUAACUCUGAUUACAACUAAUUUGCUUCUGAUUUUUUAUUUCCAUUUGGCAGACAAUAUUAGUAGAGAAGAUUUAGUCAUAGCUGUAGACUGCUCGUUAGCAAGACAGCUGUACAAAAAGUGGGAGCAUACUAUUCAGGUAUGUACUGAAAUGCUGCCAAAUCGUUUUUGCCUUUCUUUAAUGUUUAAAGCCUUCGAGCUGAAUAUCAUCCAGAAAUUUGCUACUGUUAACGCCUAACAUGUGAGCACUAUGUAAGUUACACGUUCAGAAGCAAUUACUCAAAUACUGAGUAAAAACUGUUCAUUUUUCACUACAUCACAUUCACUCUCAUCACCGGUACUAGUCAUUUGAUAGCCAUUUGUAAACUGUGCAAAUGUGCUUUAUGUUUUUUAAGUAUCAAAGUUUUUGUCAUUUUAGACAAGAAAGGGGAUACCUGUUGCUGGCUUAGGUAAGAAGAACAAUUGUUAGUUUCAGCGUGUUUUUUCUACGAUAAAGAACGAGUCCUGCUGAACGUGACACAAUGAAAUAUGAUACUUAAGCGUUCGGAAGUUCACUUCUAAUGAUGAUCGAUUUUCUUUCAAUCACUUUUUUAUUGUAUUCAAAAGUAAAUUAUUUUAUGGACUCUUUAGGAUGUAAACAGAGGGCGAAAGGGAAACCAACCGUUAACAACCAGUUGGAUAGAGAUCAGAUCCCCGACAUUCAGCGGUCAACUCCUCGUUUCCCCACAGAACCUCAAGCAACAGGAACCUUGAGAGAGAUAAUGGAUGAACAACUGGCUGUGGAACUCAGCAGAAAUGUAGGUGUGCGUUUUAUGACCAAUUCAAAGUUAAAUUCAGUCGUUUCUGGUUCCCGCCAGCCUUGUAAUUAGUUGAUUUUUCUUGUGACUAAGCUGCCUAAUGUGACUGAGCAAGAUAUGGCAACGAAACUAAAGAAGCAGAAGCUUUUUGAAAUGUUCCCUGGCAUAGAUCCUGUAGCAUUGGAGGAAGUCUUUCAAGCAAAUGGGUAUGAUUUUUGUGCGCUUUUCAACCAACUUUCAGAAAUAGUCAGCUAUGUCAGGUUGAAUGAAGAAAUCUCUUUUAUUUUCACAGGUUUGAAUUGGCUCCAUCAGUAGAAGCUGUAAAAGCGUCUUGUAAUUUGUCUGGUCAAGACGCUCCUACCACCGUUAUUGCAUCAGGGUUUAGCGGCCAGUUUGUUGAUAAAAAAGCAACAAAAGAGGUACAACUUAUCAUUUGUUACAUGUAGUAUCCCGAUUACGAAUUGUCGCGACUUCUAUCUCGAUUUUCUUUUUGCCAGGAAAGGGCUGAAGACUGGAGCUGGUUAGACUUGGACGGUGAGGGAUUUCAAUCGAUUUUGGAGCUCAUUUGGUCGCUCUGAUAUGUUAUAGAUGUUGCUUUGAAUUUACUAUACAAACAAGCACCCUACUAGUAUAAAAUUCUGUGAACCAAUGUGCAAGACUUUUGAACGUAUCAAAUUUUAGUUGCGUCAGAAUUUCGCCUUUUUCACGUUUGUGCGGAUAUUUGUGUUUUCAGUGCCUUCUCGGCCAAACUCGGACGUAUCCUCCUUCCAGACUCUUGAGGAUCCAAGCUACCUGGAUUACCGCGCUGAAGCAUUUCAACAUUACAAUUUAAGGGAUGAGUGUUUUAAGAAAGCUGCACUGGCCUUCUCCAAGAAACAAGGGCAGCUGGCACAGUUUUAUGCCCAGCAGGUAUGUGCGGAUGCCGCCAAAAAAACCAAAACACAAAGAAAGCUAUAGUGUCACCACCAACUAAAAAUAACAAAUAAGAUUAUAUCUCCAUCAUAAAUUGAUAUGUUCAGUUGAUGCCUAUUUAGAACUUAAAUGAAUUUCGUGUUACUCUUUUGGCGGGGUCCUUAGCAGCCAUACGUUUUCCUUUGACUGGCGAAACAGCCUCCAAAAAACACCUUAAAAGACGCACGUGCUCUUCCCCUUCUACCACAGUUACACUUAGGAUAUCAUAAAAAACAUCGAACUCAAAGUUUGGUAGCAAUCAAAACUCAACAAACUGCCACAUUGUGAAAAAAAUCUGUUAGUUCCACGGCUAAGUAAAUAUUACUUAUAAUCAAUUUCUGGGUCUUUGAGAGGAAAACACGAUCGCCCAUAAACACGGCUAAUAUAAUUUUUUUUGCUUUUUUUCCUUCUCUCUAUCAUUACAGGGUCACUUGCACACCGAGAAAAUAAAAGAAGCCAAUGCACGUGCAGCGGCAUUAAUUCUGGAUCAAAAGUAAGAUAAACAUGUUAAACACACCGGCAUAUUUCUUAUAUUCACAUGCUACUGAGAAAUUUGGUGUUGUUUGCUCCUCCACUGUCAUAUUGGCAUCAUAGACAUUGGAAGGAUGUCAGCGCAGUGGAUCAGAGAAAAAAAAGAGAGCAAUUGUGCGCAAUCUUAGACGUGUCCUAGUUAGUAUAAUCAUAUCUGACAGGAAGCCCAUCCUUGUUUUUUUUUUAUUGUUCUUUAAAAAAAAUGACUUCUUUUGACUCUUUUUUGGGGAGCUAGGUUUGGAUGAAGAACAAAUAUUUUGGCAAGAUUCUCAGAAGGCAUAUUUGGUCGGCAUAUCACAUAAUGUAGUACAUUUUGCCUUUCUUUUUUACUUCAGGAAUGAGUUGACGGACGAUAACACCAUUGAUUUACAUGGUUUGCACGUUACAGAGGCCAUUGAAGCUCUUGAAAACAUGUUGAGCGAACGGAUUGGUACGUUUUCAAAGGAAAUGUGAAGUUGAUUCAGCCAAGAAAACUUACUAUGCCUCUUACAUUUAAUGACCUGGUCAUUUUGUUUAGGCACUGUUAUAGUGGUUGCCUUGACUCUGGUUAUAUAUCCGCCUAAAAGAAUAUAUUCUUAUAAUAUUCGAUAAUAUGAUCGUAUUUCAAGAAAGCCAGGUGGAAGUGCGGUUUGCUAUCGAAAUCUUCUGACGCACAAAAAAGCGUUAAAAUAGAUCAGCUGAUGAUAAUGUUCGUUUUUGUAGUUGUAUAGUGACUCAAGCUGUCUACCGAGAGACAAAGACAUUUUUGCCUUUUUCUUUAGACUCUUGUAGUAGUCUGGCCAGGAAAGGUUGCAAGUUCCUCAAUGUUGUAACAGGAAGAGGAAAUCACAGUCGCGGUGGUAAAGCCCGAAUAAAACCUGCCAUCAUUGAGUAUCUCAAAAAACACAACUACAGGUAGGAAGACUUGGUUUAUAAACCGUAGUUGUGCCUUGGUAGCUUGGUCUUCAAUUUUCUUCUGAACAAGACAUGCAAGGGAUGGGGUGGGAACUAAGUUGUUGUAAGAAUGUUUCCUUUUUUUCCCAAUAAGGUUCAAAACAGGAUGUGGGGGGACUGCUUUAAUGCUACAUAGAGCUUGAUUUAACCUUAACUGAUGUUUCUUUCUACCUUUAAAGGUUUACCGAACCACACCCUGGUCUUGUUAAAGUUUUCCUGUAGCUGCCAAGUUUUUUACCGAGCUGACACGACUGGACGUAACUAUACUUAAAAGCUUCAUGUAAGAACCUUGCAGGCAAGGGACUAAGUUCAGGUUAUCCUCUUUUAUUCGCUCGAGAAUUCUUUUCUUAGGAAUGAAAGAUAGAAGAUAGAAAAUGAAGAUGGAAUUUGUCAAUUUUAAAUAUCUGUAAUUUCAACAAUCACACAGAUACUUGGUCUAUGUGCAAUAUAUAAAAAAAGGCAAAAUAAUGUAGUGUUCGUGUGUAAUAAAUUAUAUUUUCAUGAGUCUCUCUUAUGAAUAAAAAGUAAGCGUUCUGAUUUGUGC